Terrapene triunguis (Three-toed box turtle) is the source of this 2895-nucleotide messenger RNA. RefSeq names its product transmembrane protein 8A (gene PGAP6). The coding region runs from base 120 to 1820 and encodes 566 amino acids. Gene Ontology annotation, cellular component: plasma membrane. The transcript is spliced from 11 exons. Lineage: Eukaryota; Metazoa; Chordata; Testudines; Emydidae. The record is from RefSeq and is a predicted model, not a curated record.
UGAACAUCACCACCCCAGCUGCCGGAGACUGGUUCAUCGCUGCACACCUGCCUCAGGCUGCAGGCAAGAUCGAAGUGAAGGGUUUCUCCACUCCAUGCGCCUAUAUAUUCCAGCCGGACAUGUUUGUGCUGAGACUUGUUGAUGUCCCUGUCCUGCAGCCGGACAUUCCCCUGCAGCAAACCAUUGCCUCUCCUGCUAGGCCACUGCAUGUCAAGAUCUUCAUCCCUGAGUACACUGCCACGAUGCAGUUCACACUGCGGAGCUGUGUGGUGAACAGCACAAAGGCGUGUGCCAUCCGGGUCAUGCUGGGCUCCAUCAUGCUGCCGCAGUCCUUCCAGAAAAUCCUCAGCUGCAAGGGGACAGCGGAUUGCAGCCUGGUCCUCCAUUCGCCCCCAUGGGAGAAGUGGCUGCAGAUCAUGGCAGAGAAUCUGGGCACCGCCAAUGCCAGCGUCUCCUUUGAGAUGAUUGCCUUCUUCACAGCUUGCAAGCCGGGGAGCACCAAUUCUUUCCUUAAUUUCUACAAUAGCCUGAAUCAGAGCCAGAGCACUCCAGCCCUGGGCGGGGGUCGCAAUGCCAGCACCCUGGGAAUGUUGGGGAACACCACUCUACCUGCAGUGGGUGCUGCAAACAAUGCAUCCGACCCAGGGACCUUCUGCCUCCAGAAUCAGCCCGUCAUCCGUGAGGACCUGGACGUUGCCUCUGUGAGGUUCAGAGUUAUAAAUGGGCCCAGCAUUCCUGUCCACUCUGAAUUCCCCACGCUUCUCCUCUUCAACUUGAAUACUGGCAUGGACAGUGGAGGCACCCUGGUGGUGAACCUGCUGCUGAACGAGACUUCCCUGAGCAUAGGCAAUGCUAGCGUGUUUGCGUGCAUGACUGCUGCCUCUCCAGUGCUGACCCUCAAUACCACACAGAACUGCAGCACAGCUUUUUUCCAGGGCUACCCUCUGAACGUGACUGGGUCCUCCACAGAAGCAACGCUGAUUAUUCCCUACCCAGAGACUGACAACUGGUUCCUUUCCCUGCAGCUCAUCUGCCCACGGGGCCAGGGAGAAUGUAACAAAGCGAAAGCCAAAGUGACCGUCUCCACAUACCUCAGCCCCUGCUUUGACGACUGUGGGACAUAUGGACAGUGCAGUCUUCUGAGAAGACAUGGCUACCUCUAUGCCGGCUGCAGCUGUAAAGCUGCCAUUGCAGUUGCUCUGUAUCGCUACUACCUGGUGGAGGCCUCUGUUUACACGUACACCAUGUUCUUCUCCACGUUCUACCACGCGUGUGACCAGCCAGGAGUUGCUGUGAUGUGCAUCAUGGAUUACGACACUCUGCAGUACUGCGACUUCCUGGGCUCCGUAGUCGCCAUUUGGGUGACGAUCCUGUGUAUGGCCCGAGUGAAGAAAAUCUUAAAAUAUGUUCUCUUUGUGCUGGGGACCCUGUUAAUUGCCAUGUCCCUGCAGCUGGACCGCAGAGGGAUUUGGAACAUGAUGGGCCCCUGUCUUUUUGCUCUCAUCAUCAUGAUCAUGGCAUGGGUUUACCACGGAGUGAAGCGCCGCCAUUGCUACCCCACCUCAUGGAAGCGCUGGGUUUUCUACCUCAUUCCAGGGAUCAUCUUGGCUUUCGUCGCCAUCUCGGUGUAUGCAUUCAUGGAAACCAAUGACAACUACUACUACACGCACAGCAUCUGGCACAUCCUGGUGGCCAGCAGUGUGGCUUUCCUACUCCCGCCUCGUGACAAGCAUAAGAAUCCCUGGGCCUGGUCACAGAAGCUCAUCUGUCGCUAUCAGAUAUGCAAAAAUGACCGCGAGGAGCUCUAUGCGGUGACCUGAGUCGGGCUGGCAUGCAGGGCCACAGGCCAGUGGGAUGGAGGACUUGCUUGGGCCCCUCUUCUCCAGACGAGUGAGAACUGCCACCUGUGCAUGCUCAGAACUCAGUAAUGCUUUUGCUGGCUAGCCAGGGCAGCACAAUGGCAGGAGCAGGUUUGACUGUGCAGAUGCUGGGCCUCUGCCUCUGGGGAAAAUGGUGACAAGGAGUCCCCGCACCCCUCCACAGGAUAGGGAGAGGCUUCUAGUGUUUUUUAUAAAGAAAGGAAUAGCCUGCAUCCACGUGCCACCAAAAAGCCGAGAGCUCCAUUCCUUCCGGCCAUGGCAGCUGGUCUGGGGCUCGCUGUUACCUACCAUAGUGAGGGCUCUGGCACCAGAGCUCCUCUCUAGAUGCCAACUCCUCGCAGAGGGCUCCAGGAUGGUGCCUGGCUUUGUUUCCACUAGGAGUUCCUGUGAUCUCACCUCCCUUUGCCAUGGAAAGGGCAACUACCCCAGCUGUGUAUUAGCUGGAGCCGGUGGCCUCCUUCAGCAAGGCAUGUCUGUCUCAUCUUGGCGUUACUGGGGAGCUGCAGGGGUGUGGUGGGCUGCCCAUCCCAAAGCAAAACUAUGGAAAUAGAGGCACACUGUGCCCAUGUAUUCUAGAAUUAGCUGCCCCUUUGCCCAUCUCCAUAAUAUGCUCAAGGGUUUGAGUCCUUCACAUCCUGCUUUGCAUUGGGGGAAUAAUAACUGACGUGGAAAUUCUGCCACUGAAACAAGAACCAAACCCCAGAUCAGGCUACUGUUUUCACUCCUGUUUCUAUCAAGUGUCAGGUCAGCAGCUGCUGGAGUUUGUUUAAAUGUCUUGGCGGCUAUAGCAGUUCUUGUGAUUGCAGUAGGUAGUUGAGAGAACGUAGGUGAGUCCUGGAUAGGGUGUCUGUCUUAUGAGGAGGGGGCAGAAUGAGACUGUGACGUCCCAUGUAUUGGAUAGCUGUGUCUUGUUGAACAUGGCAGGACAAAUUUUCAACCUGGCCUUAACUAGGCCUCCCUUUCCACAGGUUGAAUUAUUUGCAUCCACAGCUGAGAUCAUGUCCAGGGCCGUCCU